AUGAGUACUUUUGUAAGCCUGCUGGAGGUGCUGGAGUCCCGAGGGUCUCCUCUGGAUGAUGAUGAGGUGUGGGCAAUCCUCCUCACUGCAGCAGAAACCUUAACAAGCAUCUCAAAUAAAGGUCCUGGUAAUCUGUGCAGUAUUAUUAGCCCAGGCUCCAUUUUGAUCUCACCUAGUGGCAGUGUUGCGUUCAAAACCUGUGGCCGGACUGACAAUGUGGCAUUCUUCACCUCUCCUGAGAUGACUGUGGCUCAGUCUUCUUCUAGCAAAGAGGCUGUAGAGAAGAUGCUAGUUUACUCUCUGGGAAUGACUCUGUACUGGACUGUAGAUUAUCAGCUUCCUCAAAAUCAGCCUGUCCAGCUUAACGACAACUUGAACAUCCUUCUACUGAGCAUGUGUGAAGAAGAGUCCUGUAGACGACCAAAUCUGCUGGCGGUGCUGCAGCAUUGUGAGCAGCACCAAAAGAAUGCUCUCUUACCUCCUCCAGACAGAAUAAUCAGGCAGCUGGUCCAGUAUGUCCUACAUCACCCAGUAGAGAAUGCAUUGGGUAACUUUUCCCUGAUAACAGAUCGAAGUCAGUUGAUUAGACACAAGCUUCGAGGAGACUACACUGAGAAUUUCGCUUGGGGACCAAAAGCACUCAGCUCACCAUCUUACACUGUCCAGGCUGAAUAUAACAGAGGGAGCACUAGCAUUCCAUACCUUCACAUCCAAAGGCAGCUUAAUGACAGAUCUAACCAGUCAUUUGGUUCUUCACUCAGUCUCAGUGAGAGGAAGCUCAAGAACAUGGGGCCAGAGUUUGUUAGAAUUUUGGAUGAGCCAUUCAUUACCUUGGAGCUGCCAAGUUCCAUUGUGUCAAAGAAAGGGACGUCGUGUUCUACACAAAGGGACGUGAGAGUGAUUAUGCCAAAUGGACAGACCAUCUUAAUCAAAUGUGAUGUAAAGACUAGAGGAGGGGAUGUAUUUGAUAUGGUUAUUGCCCAUUCAAAAAUGGUGGAGCACUUCUACUUUGGCCUUGCCUACACUGACAAUACCAAUGAAUUCUUCUUUCUGGAUAACAAAACCAAAAUUUCCAAAAUUUCCCCAGAGAGCUGGAAAAAAGUACCCACGUCCAUGUUUGUUCUUCACGUCCGAAUCAAAUUUUUCAUCAGUGAUGUCAGUCUACUUUUACACAAGUUGACACGACACCAGUACUACCUGCAGCUCAGGAGGGAUAUUCUGGAAAACAGAUUGCCCUGUAAUGAAGAGACUGGCCUUCUUCUUGGUGCUUUGGCUCUGCAAGCUGAAUUUGGGGACAUUUUGCCUGAGGUAUUAGGCAGGAACUACUAUCAGCCUGAGCACUACGUCCCCAAGAGCAUCAUGGAGAAAAUGGCCAUGCCUUGCCUGAAACAAGAGUUACUGCAUUUACAUGCUAAUAAUGCAAACAUGACUGCUGAGGAGUCUGAGCUAGAAUUCCUCAAGGCCAUCCAGCAGCUUCCGGAGUACGGUAUGUUUUUUCAUCAUGCAGUCUGCCAAAAGAUGCUCAGCUCAGGAGAGCUGCUCUUGGGGGUGUGUGCCAAAGGCAUCGUUGUGUAUGAAGUUAAAAAUAACACCCAUACCAUGAGGUUUACAUUCCACUGGAGAGAAACCAUCAAUAUCUUUGCAUCUAAGCGUAAAUUUGUCAUCGUAAGCAGCAUCAGUAAGAAGAAGCACACCUUUCUUAUGGAGAAAUCCAGAUUCGCAAGGUACCUCUGCAGCCUAUGCAUAGCACAGCACAAGUUUCACAUGGAGAUGAGUUCUCGCCAGUUGAGCCACAGUCUGGUCUCAGGCAAGUCCUAUACUGAUAGUAAUUUACAGUGUGAAGUGUCCAGUGCCCAGAAUGAUGCAAGCAGGAGGAUUUCCUGUUUUGAGGGGACGUCCAAUGAUGGCAGACCUGAUGUUGCUCACCAUGACUCCAUGAGCAAGCUGUGUGAUGACCUUGCCAAUCGUAUUGAAACCAGAAUCAAACAGCAGAGAGACUUAUUGGAGUACUACAAUGCCUUGAGUCAAGAUCUUCAGAGAAUUGCUGGAUCUUCAAAGCGAAGCUCAGGUGUUUCAUCCAUUCCUUCUUUUUUAAGAGACACUCCAACAAGUCCCCGAGCUCCUGUGAGAGAAAUUCUCUGUGUAACUUUGAAGAAAGAUAUGAAAUUUGGCCUUGGUAUUGUAAUUGUUGGAGAAGACAGUGCCAGUGGUCUGGAUCUAGGUAUCUUUAUUGCAUCUGUUGUGCCGGGAGGACCGGCUAGUAGGGAUGGACGAAUCAGACCAGGUAGCCGCUUGAUCUCACUGAAUCAGACCAGUCUGGAGGGAGUGCCCUUCAAUGAAGCAGCGGAAAUAAUACAAAGUAGCCCCAACCAGGUGGAGCUCAUCAUCUCCCAGUCCAAAGGUAAAAGUAAGUCUGACAGUCAAGCAGAAGAUGGUCUUGACGAGUUGGUGACAGUGAUGAUGACGCCAAAAACUGGGCGUAGGCUCCAUGUGCCUGAAGUGCACGUCCUCAAUGUCCAGGUAUGUCACAAACAACAGCAAGCAAAUUCAAGAAACAAUUGCAUACCUAUAUUGUUUCAUAUAUGUCAAAGUUUUAUAUGUUAAUAAUCUACGAUUAGUCUGAGACCAGUGGAGUUCACAGUGCAGUUGAAAAAAGUAUCUGGCAGUGUGGGCGUUAGCAUUGCUUGGAACCUGGGGCAGACUCGGGGUCUCCAUCUAGUGGGACAUGCUAGUAACCAGCCAAGGGGCAUACUUCUAAGGUGUUUGACCCACCUCAACUGGCUCCUCUCAAGUCGGAGGAGCAGUGGCUCUACCCCAAGGCUCUCCCACAUUGCCAAGCUCCUCACCCAAUCACAGAGAGUAAAUUCAAGAGGGCUGAACACAGGUCUCCAAUCUGAAGGAAUUUCAGAGAGCCUGUUGCCUGGGGAAGCAGCAGACCAAGAUUGCCGCAUACAAUCUGAUAGUGUCUUAGAGGUGAAUGGAACCAGACUGCAAGGUUACAGAGAACAUCAUGCUGGUGAGCUCCUGGCCAAAACCAAGAAGGAAAGGGGCAAGGAUGUCAGCCCAACGCUCUUCUUCACAUUGUUCAUGUCGGGAGACCUGACCGAAAGUCAGGAGGAAGGCUUCAACAUCAUCUUUGCUGGUGAAAAUGGCAUUGGCUUCAUGCUCUCAGAGUUGAACACAUGCCUGGACUGUGGAACUGUAAUGCUGUUUCCAGGCUAAGCAGCAGAAGAGAGUGGCCUCAUCAAGGAGGGAGAUGUGAUCCUGGUUCUUAAUGGAGGAUCACUUACGGGCUACCAUAUCAGGUAA
Messenger RNA from Ictalurus furcatus (blue catfish), 3309 nucleotides. RefSeq names its product FERM and PDZ domain containing 2 (gene frmpd2). Gene Ontology annotation, cellular component: cytoskeleton. The record is from RefSeq and is a predicted model, not a curated record. Gene Ontology annotation, molecular function: protein binding. NCBI's taxonomy places the organism in Eukaryota, Metazoa, Chordata, Actinopteri, Siluriformes, Ictaluridae.